This is a messenger RNA of Megalobrama amblycephala (Wuchang bream), 1499 nucleotides long. RefSeq lists its product as uncharacterized. The transcript has 2 exons. Lineage: Eukaryota; Metazoa; Chordata; Actinopteri; Cypriniformes; Xenocyprididae. The record is from RefSeq and is a predicted model, not a curated record. Bases 81 to 1499 code for a protein of 472 amino acids.
GCACUUCCGCAUUUUUCGAACGGAAAUACGUCAAUGAAGUGUAGUAGAAUUUCCUGUUAUCAUAGCGGCAGAUACGAAAAAUGGCAGAGUCGAAGAGUCGCAGUUUCUGUUGUGUUCCAGGCUGUUCGUCUUCCAACCAAAAACAGCCCUACCUUUCAUUUCAUUCUUUUCCUGUGGAUCCAAACCUGAAACCCAAAUGGAUACAGGCGAUCCGAAGAGAGGAAGGGCAUAGUUUUAAUGUAAAAACAGGUAGCACCUAUGUCUGCAGCCGGCACUUCGCUCCGGAUGAUUACAGUGGUGGCUGUGUCGUUCGUCGCCUGAAGAGUGGUGUUGUCCCGAGCCUAUUCCCUUGGAACAACUUUACUGCUCCUUUGAGAAGGGAGUCAGUAUAUGACAGAACCUUCAAACGUCAGUCUGUACAGCUAUGCUGUGAAGAUAGCGACAUGGUGGCUAAGGCAGUAAGGAUGGAUCACGACUACGUGACACACCCACCUGCAGGUGCUCUGGAUGAGGCUUUGGAUUACAUCCAUGACUUAGAAGCCAAGUUGCAAAACACUGGUCUACCACCCCCUACUCUCUUCAGCCGAUACUGUUCGUCGGACGACCAAAUACGUUUCUACACCAAAUUUCCAUCCGAGAGUGUUUUUACUAUUUUUUGGGAGUCGAUUGCACCAUCUGCACUUAGACUGGUGUACUGGACCAAAGCACAGAGGGCAGGUGAGGAAGGCUGCGAAGAUCCCAGCCCACCACGCAUCAUGCCAUUAAUAGAUGAGUUCUUGAUGUACUCCAUGCGGGUUGCUGUUGGCAUGAAGGAGCAGCUCAUUGCUGACAUGUUUAAUGUGAGCAUUGCCAGGGUUAGCAGGGUUACCAUCACCUGGGCCAAUUAUCUUUUUAUGAUGCUGAGCUCACUUCCCAUCUGGAUAAGCAGGGAAAAGGUUAAGUCCACUAUGCCCCUUAAAUUCCAGAGGUACUGUCCCAAUGUCAGAGUGAUACUGGACUGCACAGAAAUUGCCCUGGAGACAGCCUCAUCCCUGACCUUACAGUCAGAAACAUUUUCAAGUUACAAAAACAGGACGACAUUGAAAGGGCUAAUUGGAGUUGCUCCCAAUGGUUUGGUGACAUUCAUCUCACCCCUGUACACUGGGUGCAUCUCAGAUAAGGAGAUCACCAGGAUCAGUGGAGUCCUUCCCUUGCUGGAGCCAGGAGACGAUGUCAUGGCGGACAAAGGGUUCCUCAUUCAAGACCUCCUUGCUGACGUUGAAUCUAAGCUCAUCAUUCCACCUUUUAAGCGUUCAGCUCAAUUCAGCAAGGAGGAAACGGAACAAACCCAAGCCAUUGCCCGCCUCAGAAUUAUAGUAGAAAGAGUGAUCGGUAGGAUAAAGUCCUUUCACAUCUGGGACUCUCCCGUGCCGCUCACACUGAUUGGCAGUGUGAAUCAGAUCUGGCUUAACUGCUGUGUUUUGGCAAAUUAUCAAGGACCUUUUUGUUUUGAAGAGUGA